AAAAUAAAAAUGACAAAAUUGUGAUUGGUAUUUAAAAGCUCAUAGCAGAGAUCUAAGUUGUACCAUCACCUUCACUGAAUCACAGUUGAAACCUGAGAAAAUGUCAAAUAACAGCACAAAUGGAGGUAAGAAGAGAAAACUCUGUCCACCAAAAGAAUCCGAAGAUUGGUGCUUUGAAUGCAAGGAUGGUGGAGAAGUCAUUGUAUGCGAUCGCAGGAACUGUGUGAAGGUUUAUCACUCCUACUGUGUUCCUGUUACCCCUGAGAAGGACAAAUCUUGGAUUUGUGCUUGGCAUUAUUGCUUCGAAUGCAAGGAAUCCGCAAAGUUUUAUUGCCUUGGUUGUCCAAAUGCUUUGUGCAAAGAGUGCUUGGCUUCCUCAGAAUUUAUCACUGUCAAGGGUGAUAAAGGAUUAUGCUGCAACUGCGCGCCGCUAGUCAAAAUUAUAGAACAAAAUUUGGACCGUGACUCUCAGGGGAACAAGAUAAGCGUGGAUGGAAGAGAUACAUAUGAGGGUCUAUUCAAGGAAUACUGGGAAAUUAUUAAGCUAAACGAAGGAUUAACUAGUGAUGAUAUCUCUGCUGCACAAACCAACUACAACAAAAUGGUUAAAAAUUCUCCAGAUCAAAGCAAAGUCAUUGAUGUAGAUAAAGAAAGUCAGAAUGACUCCAUGUCAUCGGACGGCAAUGAAGCUUUUAUGUAUAAACACAACUCAACCAAAAGGAAGCAGUCCAGUUCACUGGAGUUUAUGGGAUGGGGAUCGAAACCUCUCCUUAGCUUCCUUGCGUCCAUUGGAAAAUUUAGUACUGAACCAUUGUCACAGUGGGAUAUACGGACUCUUGUGUGUGAAUACAUUGAGAAGAACAAUCUCUAUCUCUCGCAAGAUAAGAGGAAGUUCCUCCUUGAUGAAAAGUUGUUUCCUAUAUUCGGAAAAAAGGUUAUGUCAAAAAAUCAAAUAUAUCCUCUAUUGGAACUUCACU
Molecule: messenger RNA, 977 nt
Organism: Arachis ipaensis
Lineage: Eukaryota; Viridiplantae; Streptophyta; Magnoliopsida; Fabales; Fabaceae
Source: RefSeq, a predicted model, not a curated record